Molecule: messenger RNA, 376 nt
Organism: Rhagoletis zephyria (snowberry fruit fly)
Lineage: Eukaryota; Metazoa; Arthropoda; Insecta; Diptera; Tephritidae
Source: RefSeq, a predicted model, not a curated record
GUUUUGCCAAAAAUCGUCGUUUAAAGCGGGGUGCAGUGCCCACCAUUUACGCAGCUAAUGAGGUGGAUUCCCAGCGUACGGAAAGAGCUCAGCACAGAGAAAACAAAAGAAUCGUAAGCGAGUUACUUCAGCAGAGUGAGACUGCCGCUGUCACUGAAACCGUUGUGAGUGACACUGUUAACGUAGAUGUGACUGAUGAAAGUCUGAAUAGUAAGGAAAAUAGCCUUAUGGAAGAAAAUAUUUGCGAUAUAGCUGAUGUAGAUAUAACUGAUGAAAGUCUGAAUAGUAAGGAAACUAGCCUUAUGGAAGAAAAUGUUUGCGAUAUUUCCACGACGCGGGAAGUAGAAGAAAUGGAACCAAAACUAGAAGCAUUAAA